AUGUAUACGACAGUAAUCGUACUAUUUUUACUCAUAAAUGGGCUUUCAGCGACUUCAUCGGAGAGUUCAUCAUCUGCGAUGUCGGAUUUACUCAUAAAAGCGCUGGUGAAAACGUUCUCAACGCCGAUUAGUUUUGACGAAACAAAAUCAAAAUUCUCGUUGGAAAUUAUGUUAGCAAACGAUGUGUUUACUCUGGACGACGCUCUGCGCUUAUUUAUCCAACAGUUUCUUUUGGGUAUAUACGAUGGUAAUUACCACUUUUUAGAUGAUGAUUGGGAAACGAAAUAUCCCGCUUACGGCCGAAUUAUUAGUGAAAUUAAUCGCGUUCUCGACUUAAUUAGUGAACGAAAAUUAUCUGAAAUCGGUAUGAAAGACAUUCGACCGUUAGUUGCGACGUUAACACCUACAGCAUUCGUUGAUUUACAACGUCUAUUAAAGACACUUCGAGAUAAAGCGAAAAAAGAAGAAGAUGAGGAAGCAAAGGUAGAAUUAUAA
Molecule: messenger RNA, 495 nt
Organism: Adineta ricciae
Lineage: Eukaryota; Metazoa; Rotifera; Eurotatoria; Adinetida; Adinetidae
Source: the annotation of a GenBank genome assembly